Etheostoma cragini (Arkansas darter) is the source of this 3618-nucleotide messenger RNA. It is a transcript of the gene mknk2b, whose product is annotated as MAPK interacting serine/threonine kinase 2b. The coding region runs from base 359 to 1786 and encodes 475 amino acids. Gene Ontology annotation, cellular component: cytoplasm; nucleus. The transcript is spliced from 14 exons. Gene Ontology annotation, biological process: intracellular signal transduction; peptidyl-serine phosphorylation; protein autophosphorylation. Gene Ontology annotation, molecular function: calcium/calmodulin-dependent protein kinase activity; calmodulin binding; calcium-dependent protein serine/threonine kinase activity. The record is from RefSeq and is a predicted model, not a curated record. Lineage: Eukaryota; Metazoa; Chordata; Actinopteri; Perciformes; Percidae.
CCAGUCUGUCGACGCAGUUCUGAGGAGGGAGGAGACAAGGAGGAGUCAGCAGAGAGGUUAUAAAAGCACCUGAACCGUUGGUCUUUCACCACCUUCCACGCACUCACUAUCAGGCUAUCCCCCUCCCUUGACCGUCCUCUGCGGCUUGUGAAGCAGUGGGUCAAACAACGAACACUGGAGCUGUAAAAUUAACAACGGGGGCUCCCGUUUAAAGCGCAGCAGCAAGCUGACCAGCCAGCGCAGUGUGAUCACUUGCUACUCCCUCUGAAACGACUUUCUGUUUCGGAGAAGUACAAAUUGAUAUCCCAAAAACCGCUGCCGCCGCCGGACAUCCACCAAAAAAUCACCCCAAAGCAAAAUGGUGCAAAAUAAGAUCACCGAGGUCACUGGAUUCCACCGCUCGUUCAACGGCCAAAAUCCCUUUGAAUCUGACAACUUCAUUACAAAUGGAUCCCAUCUCAUUGAUUCAACAUUUAAUUUUGAUUCCUCCCAAAGACAUGACAUACCUUCCAGCCAGCCUAUUGACAUCCCAGAUGCCAAGAAGAGAAACAAGAAGAAAAAGCGUUGCCGGGCAACUGACAGUUUCUCUGGACGAUUCGAGGAUGUCUACAGACUGCAGGAAGAGGUACUAGGAGAGGGCGCUUAUGCCAGAGUGCAAACAUGCAUCAACCUCAUCACCAAUAAAGAGUAUGCUGUCAAGAUCAUUGAGAAAAGACCUGGUCACAGUCGCAGCCGUGUCUUCCGUGAGGUUGAGAUGCUCUAUCAAUGCCAGGGCCACAGUAACAUACUGGAGCUGGUGGAGUUCUUUGAAGAGGAAGACAAAUUCUACCUGGUGUUUGAAAAGCUUAGAGGAGGGUCUAUUUUGGCACAAAUUCACAAGAGACUGCACUUCAGUGAGCAGGAAGCCAGUGUUGUUGUGCAGGACAUUGCCAGCGCUCUAGAUUUUCUGCAUAACAAGGGAAUGGCACAUAGAGACCUGAAGCCUGAAAACAUUCUCUGUAAGAGUGCAGACAAGAUUUCCCCAGUCAAGAUCUGUGAUUUUGACUUGGGCAGUGGGAUCAAGCUAAACAGCGACAGCUCUCCGAUUUCCACUCCUGAGCUCCUCACUCCUUGUGGCUCAGCAGAGUACAUGGCACCUGAGGUGGUCGAGGCCUUCAGUGAGGAAGCCACAAUUUAUGACAAGCGCUGUGACCUGUGGAGCCUUGGCGUAAUCCUCUACAUCAUGCUGAGCGGCUACCCACCUUUUGUAGGCCGAUGUGGAGGUGACUGUGGCUGGGAAUUGGGGGAACCCUGCCACACCUGCCAAAACACUUUGUUUGAGAGUAUCCAGGAAGGAAAAUAUGAGUUUCCAGAGAAAGACUGGGCUCACAUCUCCUUAAGUGCCAAAGACCUAAUAUCCAAACUUCUGGUCCGGGACGCCAAAAGCCGCCUGAGUGCAAGCCAGGUGCUGCAGCACCCCUGGGUGCAGGGGGGUGCAUCAGACACUUUGCCAACAUCUAUCCUGCAUCAAAGAACCAGCAAUGCCAGGGAUCUGACAUUCUUUGCUGACAAGGCCAUGGCUGUCAACCGGCAGCUGGCCGAACAGGAUGGCAUGGAAGACCAGCAGCAACAGGAAGUCCCAUUUGUUGUUACCGCUACUGGCUCUUCUAUGCGCCUCACUCCUCCUUCCAACUCCAAGUUGGCCAGGCGCAGGCAGCAAAACAGCCAGCUCAAGGGAGGGCCCGUCUCUGCUGCAGAGCUUUGUCAGCUCUUGGCUCCUCUCGUUAUCGUGGGAGACUGUGCCUGAACUUUGUCAACCCUGACCUCCGACCUUCCGUUUAAAGUCCAGAUCUACUCUGAGACUCUUUCUUCACCAUUCUGGCCCCUCUCUCUGACUCUAACUGGCCUUGGUUCCUCUGCCAUUCAGGUGUUCUUGCCUCGCUGUAAAAGGAGAUGCUGCUUGCAGCCCUUCCUCCUAAAUGCCUUCUGCCCUUCUGCAGCACUUCUGAAGCACAUCAGCCCAGGGCCUGCAAAUAGAAAACACACAUGUGCAUGUACAGGUCGGAGAGAAGGUCCAGUUAAUGAUUUGGGAGAAAGAAGUGUUUUUUUUUUGUUUUUUUUUUCUCAUAAAUCUCAGUUCAGAAGAAAGCAGAACACUUAUCUUCGAUAAUUAAGCUCGGACACCAAAGGACAACCUGUUGUGCUGCUCCCACAUUGCAACUGGAUCCACUGUGAAUUAUUAAGUUACCUGGAAUGUUCUCUUUGCCUGUAUGUAUAAGCAUGAAUGGCCCAUCUGCAGAUACGUACAAGCUUAUGCAAUAUGUUGAAGGGAUUCGGUAUAAGGGGUUGGAAGGGCUGUAAGCCAAUGCUGGCAGUGCCUGGUGUGGUUCAUUAAUGUGGCUGUGGACUUCAAACAUUUUUUAUUUGUCUCCAUUUAAGAUAGAUUUCUGUCAAUGUCUGAGAUAAAACACACACUCAUCUAGCUUGUUGGCCAUGCACUUAAUGCUCAUGGAGCAAAGAAUGUUUCUGUUCCUAGCCAUGACUUACUGUUGUACCGAUUGUUUGGUUUAUUACACCAACAUUUAUACCAAAUUAUCAGUGGCAACACUUUCAGUGUUUGAGCCCGUCAGGCAAGUCUAAUAGUACUGAUAUAAACUAUAAUUGGUUUGAUGUAUGGCCCCCCAAAAUUAAAUUUCUGAGCUAGAUCUGCAGUAUAUCUGGUAUGUUGGUACAGUCUAAUUAUGUUAAAUGGUUAGGCAAGUGAAACAGUCAGUGUCAAUUUGAUUGUAAAGAAUUCAUGAAAUGUCCCCUUGCCACAACCGGAUCUUUUUUGUUACUUUUGUUUCUACAUAUGAAUGAAUGCAUUAUAUUGAACCUUGAAUUUUUUUGGCAGUAAAGGUUGGAACUCCUUUCAGGGGUUUGAAAAGCACAUUUUGGUAAAUGUGACCCGAGUGUCAUUUGUUGAUUGAAUACAUUAAGACCAUUCCCCCUAAAGGUUCACCAUUGUCUUGUUCUAUGAGACACCCACUUUCAAAAUAAUGACAGUACAAACUAAGAGAUGGUAUUUUUCCAAAAAGAAACAAAAUCACAAAAAGUCUUCCACGGACAUGUAGCUGUAUUAAGUUUACUUUAGUUUUUCAUGUUAAACUCCAUGUCAUUGUGCCACACUGAUUUCCCCCACCCCCUUUUUCGUGUAUGGCUGUUUAUAAGCUUUUAUUUUCUAUAUGGUAAUUUCCAUGCAGGUGCUGUUCAGUUCAGGUGAAACACCGGAUGUUUUCCUUGUUUUUGUUUUUAAAAGUUCAGCGUAUGAGGUGAGAUGGAAAGUUUGUUUAGGUGAUCUGGAGCGUUCAUGCCCAGUGAAAGCGAGCAUUAAGUUUUAAUUUUUUUGUGUAAGUUUUUAUUUUUUAAGAUUUAAGUUGAAGCUCAUUCUUAAACAGGUAAUGGACUGGUGAUGACAUCUCACAACACUGUAGCCAUUUCACCAAAAAGGGUCAAAGUCAUGACAUUGAACAUCUAUCACCUUAGACGUGAGGGAUUGUGAUUGUCCAUGCCCGGUUGCCAGCACUUCUGCAACAGUACUUUGGAAAUGGCUCUGUUGGUGUCAUUAUGCUGAUAAUGGGACACUGUAAUAGUUUAAAA